AUUUUAUUUUAUUAUUUAUUUUAAAAUAUUUUAUUCAUUUAUUCAUGAGAGGCACACGGAGAGAGAGAGAGAGAGAGAGAGGCAGAGACACAGGCAGAGGGAGAAGCAGGCUCCAUGCGGGGAGCCCAAUGCGGGACUCGAUCCCGGGACUCCAGGAUCACGCCCUGGGCCGAAGGUGACGCUAACCACUGAGCCACCCGGGCUGCCCAGGAGGUAGAUCUUAAAGUACACGAGUUCUUGGUUUCUGCAACACUCCUUUAUCACAGUACGCCUAGGAAACUUGGGACGUUUUCUUACGCAUCCUUUUGUGGAUCGAGAGGUACAGUCCAUACAUCCAGCGAUAUGAUCACAAUCACCUAAAAUUCUGGUAAAAUAAUUCAACUUAAUGUAAGGAAGCUUAUAAAAAGAAGUUGAGAGAAGGACCCUAAACUAAAAGCACCUUGGUAGCAGACUGUUGAGACCUAGUGUUUAUACUUGAGCAGAUUUGUUUUCAUGUUUCAUUCAUAAUGACAGUUUCAUUUUCUAAAAGAUUUUAUUUAUUUAUUCAUAAGAGACAGGCAGAGACACAGGCAGAGGGAGAAGCAGGCCCCGUGCGGAGGGCAGGAUGCAGGACUCGAUCCCAGAACCCUGGGGUCACGCCCUGAGCUGAAGGCAGACGUUCAACCGCUGAGCCACCCAGGUGUCCCAGUUUCACUUUUUAAUACUUCACGUGACACUGGAAAAUUGUGAAAUUGUGGGGCAUCCUGUUUUCAGUGCUGCUUGAUGAGUAAGCCCUUAAAAACAUCACCUGUACGGUGGUCCUUGAUGUCCAUGAUCCCCGCCCUGUGGCCUUUGCUGGCAGCGCCCAGGAGGGUCUCGUCUCGUGCACGCCCACAGUCUGGAUUGUGUGAACGGGCAAGUAUCAAACUGAGGGCCCGGUGCUAGCGGCUUGGCUGACGUCAUUCGUCUGGUUCUUCUGAGACGGAGCUGAAACCCCAGGCUUGAGCACCUCCGGCAUGCAGGCUUCCAGCAGCGGGUCCGUGCACCUGAGUGAGUGGCAGAAGAAUUACUUUGCAAUUACAUCUGGCACGUGUACCGCAGGACAGAAGGCGGACGCGUACCGGGCACAGAUAUUAUGCAUUCAGUAUGCAUGGGCAAACGCCGAGAUGUCCCCGGCCUGCGCCACCAGACUGUUCAGAAGAUACGCAGAGAGAUAUUCUGCAGUCAUUGAUUCUGACAAUGUUGAGACUGGCUUGAAUAACUACGCGGAAAGCAUUUUAACCUUAGCAAGGUCUCAGCAAACCGACAGUGACAGGUGGCAGUCUGGAUUGUCAAUAAAUAAUGUCUUCAAAAUGAGUAAUGUGCAGGAGAUGAUGCAAGCCGGCAAGAAAUCCAGAGACUCUCUGUUGGCACCUGCUGAUGCAUCGGUAGUCAUCCAUCAAGAGGCUGUUGUCCUCGAUCCCCCUAAAUUGAGUGUGUGUGGGGGUUCUGGGGAGGGCCGCCCAUUAACUAACUCAGCGCAUGAUACCACCAGGACCCUGGACAUCCCAGAGGGCAGCCCUCCGAAGUGCCCUCAGAGUGCCCUGCCGCCUGCGCUGCCCAACGCCGGUAAGACCUGUCCCACGUCCUUAACACCAUUGGGUGACUUUGCCACCGCAAAGAUCCAUGCCACGCCGUUAUUUGGAAACGUCCGGAAGCACAGUAACAGCUCUCCGAAAGCCAACGUAGGACUAAAUGUGUUCUCGUCUAAUCAGUCUUGUUUGCCUUCCGUCUGCGAAGAUCCACGGGAGAGGAGAGCUUUUUAUGGUUCUGGCACCAUUGAUGCCCUUUCUGCCCCAAUGGUGAAUAAGGCUUUCAGUAAAACGGGAGAUAACGGCCAAAGAGAAGAGGGUAGCUUGCCUACUUUUAAGACUGCAAAAGAACAGUUAUGGGUGGAUCAGCAAAAGAAGUACCAGCAAGCCCAGCGAGCAUCCGGGUCCUCAUACGGCGGCGUGAAGAAGUCUCUGGGAGCCAGCAGGUCCCGAGGGAUAUUUGGGAAGUUUGUGCCUCCUCUCCCUAAGCAAGAUGGGGGAGAUCAGAAUGGGGGAGUGCAGUAUAAGCCGUACAGCCCGGGACCCGCAGAGCCGGCACAUCCCGUUGAUGAGCGUCUGAAGAACUUGGAGCCAAAGAUGAUUGAACUUAUCAUGAAUGAGAUCAUGGAUCACGGCCCGCCAGUCAACUGGGAAGAUAUCGCAGGAGUAGAAUUUGCCAAAGCCACGAUAAAGGAGAUAGUCGUGUGGCCCAUGAUGAGGCCAGACAUCUUUACUGGCCUACGAGGACCCCCUAAAGGAAUUCUGCUCUUCGGGCCCCCCGGGACCGGGAAGACUCUGAUUGGCAAGUGCAUCGCGAGCCAGUCUGGGGCGACGUUCUUCAGUAUCUCCGCUUCUUCUUUGACUUCUAAAUGGGUGGGUGAGGGGGAGAAAAUGGUCCGUGCGCUGUUUGCUGUGGCAAGGUGUCAGCAGCCAGCUGUCAUAUUCAUUGAUGAAAUCGAUUCCCUGUUGUCUCAACGAGGAGAUGGCGAGCACGAAUCUUCUAGAAGGAUAAAAACCGAAUUCCUAGUUCAGUUAGAUGGAGCAACCACGUCCUCUGAAGAUCGUAUUCUAGUGGUGGGAGCGACCAAUCGGCCCCAAGAAAUUGAUGAGGCCGCCCGGAGAAGGCUGGUGAAAAGGCUUUAUAUUCCCCUCCCGGAAGCUUCGGCCAGGAGGCAGAUCGUGAUUAACCUGAUGUCCAAGGAGCAGUGCUGCCUCAGCGAGGAGGAAAUCGCACUGGUUGUACGUCAGUCCGACGGGUUCUCGGGAGCCGACAUGACACAGCUUUGCAGAGAGGCGUCUCUCGGGCCUAUUCGCAGCCUGCAGACUGCUGACAUCGCCACCAUAGCUCCCGAGCAAGUUCGACCAAUAGCUUACGUUGACUUUGAGAACGCCUUUAGAACCGUGCGGCCUAGUGUGUCUCCUAGAGACUUAGAGCUCUACGAGAACUGGAACAGGACUUUUGGUUGUGGGAAGUAAAGGGACAGACGGGACACUUGAAAUUUAGAGAUGGCAUCUUUGGGAUGCAGCCUCUCCCGCUUUUCUAGCCUGGGAGACUGGGAAUUUAUUAGUCGUGCUUUUAGUGCCUGUACUGAAUUCUACACCUCAAAUAAAAAAUAGCGUAACAGGAGCUCAGAUUUUACAGUCGAUUGACUUAGCCUGUGUUAAUGGAAGCUUUAGUGUUCGUCCAGACGUUCCCUGAUUGCGAGCUUCUUCGUACAACAUGUGAAGGAACGUUUUUCUUUGGUUUCAAAGCGGUCUUUCUUUUCAAGAUGUACAAUAUGAUGAAUAGUGAGCUCAGAUUGAAACCAGAAAAUCUCCUGUGUCACGAGGUGGCAUCUGAUGGGCACGCGUCUUCCGUUGAAGACAAGGUGUCUCCUGAAGCCACGUAACCCUUCGUGUUGGCCGGUGUCGUGGUUUAUGUGGGACGCAGCUUUGCUCACUGCUGUUGAGUAGGUCUCAGAUCUCCCCAGACCCUGGGAUCAAAGUGCCAGUGUUUUGUUCUGGUUUGUGACCGCUUCAGAAGUAGCCGGGCGCAAUCUAAUAAUCAGAGACGUAGCCGCAGAAUCAGAGGGUGAAGAAUGCCGUGUUUUUCAGGGAGUGGGUGAUGUUGGAAAUUAAUACUUUAUUUGACCAUACUUCACAGCCCGUGGCAUCGGUCUCUCAAAAAUAAACGUUUUCAGAUUUUUAUAAUGGACCAGUUUAUUUUAUAAGGUAAUGGAUGUCCAUUGUAGAAAUAUUGGGGAAUAGAAAUGAACAGCAAGAAGAGAGUAAAAACCACCGUCGUCCCACCACUUUGGGGAACACAGUGGCGUUUCUUCCAGGGGUUUUGCACAGGACCGAGGCUGCACUGCGUUCCCCUUUGUAGCCUGCGUUUUCCUUUCUGUCCUCAUCACUUUCCUGUGACCGUGCUCUUUGACAACAUCUUCCCUUAGGAUCCCGUCGUGCAGAUGGACUAUAAUUAGCCAGUCCUUUCCUGGGAGCAUUCAGCACAUUUAGCAUGUUGUUCAGCUUUUGUUCAUUGUACACAAAAACACGUUGAAUGCCUUAGUGAUUGUUUAAGAAAAUAAAUACACAUUUCUUGAGUAAAACUCUUGCAUUAAAGAUCAUGCACAGUU
Messenger RNA from Nyctereutes procyonoides (raccoon dog), 4165 nucleotides. It is a transcript of the gene FIGNL1, whose product is annotated as fidgetin like 1. The record is from RefSeq and is a predicted model, not a curated record. The transcript has 3 exons. Lineage: Eukaryota; Metazoa; Chordata; Mammalia; Carnivora; Canidae. The coding region runs from base 996 to 3026 and encodes 676 amino acids. Gene Ontology annotation, molecular function: ATP hydrolysis activity; ATP binding; microtubule severing ATPase activity.